Acanthocheilonema viteae is the source of this 1644-nucleotide messenger RNA. NCBI's taxonomy places the organism in Eukaryota, Metazoa, Nematoda, Chromadorea, Rhabditida, Onchocercidae. The record is from the annotation of a GenBank genome assembly.
AUGAACGGGGUGGAUGAAGAAACGGUUGAAAUAGCAACAGCACAUGGUAAUAAGCCGACAACAAACGGUGUACAACGAAUAUUAGUUGAUCCGGAUAGACCAUCGACAGCUUAUACUAAUUAUACUGAACAGUUAUGCCGGAGAACAAAUCUCCUAGGAAUUAGUGAACAUGAUUCAGCUAUAUCAGGUACAUAUACUGACCUGAACAAUGGUUAUCAUCGAACUUCAGGUGCUGCAGUACCACGUUCUGUUUCGCCUAAUAUUUGUUCCAGGACAAGUGGUGAAAUGGAUGAAGUAACACGUUGUAUGUCGCCUUUACCAGGAAAUAUUUUGCGUAAAUUACGUACGAACACAUAUGAAUCGGUUAUCAAACCAUGUAAGCCACGAUUAUUUUGCUUCUAUAUGGAACAGCAUGUGGAACGCUUAAUACAGCAGUAUAAGGAGCGGCAACAACGUGCACGACAGCUUGCUAAAGAAAUGGAAUGUGCGGAUUUGCCGGAAAGUAUGCGUGAACAUAUGAUGAUAUUUCUAACACAAAAAGAAUCACGUUAUUUACGAUUGAAACGGCAAAAAAUGAACAAAGAUAUGUUUGAAGUAGUGAAACAUAUUGGUUUCGGUGCAUUUGGUCGUGUAUCAUUAGUUAAAAAGAAGGAUACUGGUCAAGUAUAUGCGAUGAAAAAAUUACUAAAGAAAGAUGUAAUUAUGAAACAGCAAGCAGCACACGUAAAAGCUGAACGUGAUAUCCUUGCAGAAGCUGAUAGCAAUUGGAUCGUCAAACUUUAUUACUCAUUUCAGGAUGAACAAUCUUUGUAUCUUAUCAUGGAAUAUGUUCCGGGUGGUGAUAUGAUGCAACUUCUUAUUAACAAGGGACUGUUUGACGAAAAACUUGCUAGAUUUUACAUUGCUGAAUUAACAUGUGCCAUUGAAUAUGUUCACAGCCUUGGUUUCAUUCAUCGUGACAUUAAGCCAGAUAAUAUAUUGAUUGAUCAGAAUGGUCAUAUUAAAUUGACCGAUUUUGGUUUAUGUACGGGUUUACGAUGGACGCAUGAUAAACGAUAUUAUGGACCUGAUAAUGAUGAGGUAGAAAAUACGGAAGCACGGAAGAGUUAUUUGGCUUCGCAUCCAGAUCUAUCAGGAAUAGGUCGACCAAAAGUGCUAGAAAUUAGAAAUCAUUGCAAACGAAAUCAAUCACAUUCAUUAGUAGGAACCGAUAAUUACAUGGCACCAGAACUUUGUGAUUGGUGGUCGGUAGGAGUUAUUUUAUACGAAAUGGUUUUCGGUAGACCACCAUUUCUUUCGGAAGAUCGUUAUGAGACGCAGUAUAAGAUUGUAAAAUGGCGGCAAUAUCUGGAUUUAAAUAAUCGUAUUGGUGAAAAAUUAUCGCUAGAAUGUAUUGAUGUAAUUCGGAAAUUAUGUUGUGAACAAGAAGAUAGACUUGGUUGUAAAAAUGGUGCGGAAGAUCUUAAAAUUCAUCCAUGGUUUAAGGGUAUCGAUUUUUCAACGUUACGCUCCACACGUGGCGAAUACGUUCCACGUGUUGAACAUGCUGAAGAUACAUCAAAUUUCGACACAUUUGAAUUUGAUUCCUCCGAUCAAUCGUUCGACACAGUGGCAAAGCGUGCUAGCGCUUCAGCAGCAUUCAAU